Messenger RNA from Hyaloperonospora brassicae, 1140 nucleotides. The record is from the annotation of a GenBank genome assembly. NCBI's taxonomy places the organism in Eukaryota, Oomycota, Peronosporomycetes, Peronosporales, Peronosporaceae.
AUGCACUUUAGUACGGAAGACGAGGUACAAGCCGUCGUGAUUGACAAUGGGUCUGGUAUGUGCAAAGCUGGAUUUGCAGGCGAUGACGCGCCACGGGCUGUGUACCCUUCGAUUGUAGGCAUGCCAAAGCAUUUGGGGAUCAUGGUAGGCAUGAACCAGAAAGACGCUUACAUUGGCGAUGAAGCGCAAGCGAAACGUGGUGUGUUGACGUUGCGGUACCCGAUUGAGCACGGUAUUGUUACAAAUUGGGACGACAUGGAAAAAAUAUGGAGUCACACGUUCUUUAAUGAACUUCGUAUCGCACCCGAAGAGCAUCCAGUGCUUCUCACGGAAGCUCCGUUGAACCCAAAAGCGAAUCGAGAACGCAUGACGCAAAUUAUGUUUGAGACUUUUAACGUGCCGGCCAUGUACGUAAACAUUCAAGCGGUGCUGUCGUUGUACGCGUCUGGCCGGACCACGGGUUGCGUGCUUGACUCUGGUGACGGCGUCUCGCACACCGUGCCUAUCUACGAAGGAUACGCGUUGCCACAUGCGAUUGUGCGCCUCGAUCUAGCUGGUCGUGAUCUGACGGAUUACAUGAUGAAAAUUCUGACCGAACGUGGCUACUCGUUCACAACGACCGCGGAGCGCGAGAUCGUGCGAGAUAUCAAGGAGAGAUUGACGUACGUGGCCAUGGAUUUCGACCGGGAGAUGCAAAAAGCGGCUCAGUCGUCUGCGCUCGAAAAGACGUACGAGCUACCUGAUGGCAAUGUGAUUGUCAUUGGUAGCGAGCGCUUCCGGACGCCUGAAGUGCUCUUUGAUCCGUCCAUGAUUGGCCGAGAGUGCUCGGGUGUGCACGAGUGUGCGUUCCAGACAAUCAUGAAGUGCGACGUUGAUAUCCGGCGGGACUUGUACAACAACGUGGUGUUAUCAGGGGGGUCAACGAUGUUUCCGGGGAUUGGCGAGCGCAUGACCAAGGAGAUGGCCACACUAGCGCCGGCAGCGAUGAAAGUCAAGAUUAUUACGCCACCUGAGCGCAAGUACUCGGUCUGGAUCGGAGGCUCUAUCCUGGCAUCACUAGCUACCUUUCAGCAAAUGUGGAUCUCCAAGACCGAAUAUGACGAGUCGGGACCAUCUAUUGUCCACCGCAAAUGCUUCUGA